Molecule: messenger RNA, 2638 nt
Organism: Sus scrofa (pig)
Lineage: Eukaryota; Metazoa; Chordata; Mammalia; Artiodactyla; Suidae
Gene: DQX1
Product: DEAQ-box RNA dependent ATPase 1
Cellular component (GO): intracellular anatomical structure; spliceosomal complex
Molecular function (GO): RNA binding; helicase activity
Source: RefSeq, a predicted model, not a curated record
UGCCACAGGUGGAACCACUAAAAAAAAAAUAUAUAUAUAUAUAUCCCCACCCCAAAGCUAGUCUUUAAGAUUCUGUUUGAGCCACGCCCCCAGGGUGGAGCUGGAAUUUUACCUUUGUACUUCGUGUAGGUCAGGGUUAGUGGUGACUGGCUGGGUGGGUCUGGAGCUGGCUGCCAUCCUGACACGUCUCAGAGCUGCAAGCAGAUCCUGCUGGACAGCCGCCAUGGCCUCUCAGCUUCUCAGGCUGGAAGAGUCUGGGCCAAACCCUGGGGAGUCUGAACUGGCGGGGAACCCCUUUGACGGGCUCCCCUUCUCCUCCCGCUACUAUGAGCUGCUUGAGCAGCGCCGAGCCUUGCCUGUCUGGGCUGCUCGCUUUAUCUUCUUGGAGCAGUUGGAGAGUAGCCCCAGUGGCGUGGUGCUGGUGUCUGGAGAGCCUGGCUCUGGCAAGAGCACUCAGAUCCCACAAUGGUGUGCAGAGUUUGUGCUGGCCAGGGGGUUCCAGAAGGGCCGUGUAACGGUGACUCAGCCCUACCCUCUGGCAGCCCGGAGCUUGGCCCUGCGAGUUGCUGAUGAGAUGGACCUGACCCUGGGUCACGAGGUUGGCUACAGCAUUCCCCAGGAGGACUGCACUGGGCCCGACACCCUGCUCAGGUUCUGCUGGGACAGGCUGCUUCUGCAGGAGGUGGCCUCGACCCGGGGCACUGGAGCCUGGGGUGUGCUGGUGCUGGAUGAGGCUCAGGAGCGGUCAGUGGCCUCGGAUUUGCUCCAGGGGCUCCUGCGUGAUGCCAGGCUGGGAAACCUUCCAGGGGAUGCCAGAGUGGUUGUGAUUACUGACCCAGCCUUUGAACCUAAGCUCCAGGCCUUCUGGGGCAAUCCUCCUAUUGUGCAUGUACCCAGAGAGCCCGGCAGGUGGCCCAUUCCCGUCUACAGGGACACUGUCCCUACUGAUCGAGUGGAAGCUGCCUGUCAAGCUGUGCUUAAAUUGUGUCAGAAGGAGGCUCCAGGAGAUGUGUUAGUGUACCUGCCCAGUGAGGAGGAAAUUUCCCUCUGCUGUGAGUCCUUGUCCAGAGAGGUGGGGUCCUUGGAGAACCAAGGGCCUCCACCACGGGUGCUGCCCCUUCACCCAGGCCGUGGACAAGCUGUUCAGGCUGUAUAUGAGGACACAGACUCAGGCGCCCGAAAAGUUGUGGUCACUCACUGGCUGGCUGACUUCUCUUUCUCCCUCCCUUCUGUCCGACACGUCAUUGACUCCGGACUGGAGCUUCGAAGUGUUUACAAUCCUCAGAUCCGAGCAGAAUCCCAAGUAUUGAGACCAAUCAGCAAGUGUCAGGCAGAGGCAAGACGACUGAGGGCAACAGGGGUCCCUCCAGGAUCCUGCCUCUGCCUGUAUCCUAAGUCCUUCCUCGAACUGGAGGCUCCCCCACUGCCCCAACCCAGAGUGUGUGAGGAGAAUCUGAGCCCCCUGGUAUUACUACUAAAGAGGAGACAGAUUGCAGAGCCUGGGAAGUGUGACUUCCUGGACCGGCCUGCUCCAGAAGCGCUUAUGCAGGCCCUGGAAGACUUAGACUAUCUGGCCGCCCUGGAUGAUGAUGGAGACCUGUCAGACCUGGGAAUCAUCCUAUCAGAAUUCCCCUUGGCCCCUGAACUGGCCAAAGCCCUCCUGGCCUCAUGCGAGUUUAACUGUGUGGAUGAAAUGCUGACCUUGGCCGCCAUGCUCACUGCUGCCCCUGGGUUUACUCGUCCUCCACUCUGUGCAGAAGAAGCUGCCCUGCGUCGGGCUCUGGAACACGUGGAUGGUGAUCACAGCUCUCUGAUCCAGGUGUAUGAAGCCUUUAUACAGAGUGGAGCAGAUGAGGCUUGGUGCCAGGCUCGGGGUCUAAACUGGGCAGCAUUGUGCCAAGCCUGUAAACUUCGGGGAGAACUCCUAGAACUCAUGCAACGGAUUGAGCUUCCCUUGUCCCCACCUGCCUUUGGCUCUGAGCAGAAUCGUAGAGACCUUCAGAAAGCACUGGUGUCGGGAUAUUUCCUUAAGGUGGCCCGAGACACAGACGGGACUGGAAAUUACCUGCUUCUAACCCAUAAGCAUGUGGCCCAGCUGUCUCCAUACUGCUGCUACCGAAACCGCAGGGCUCCUGCCAGACCCCCACCGUGGGUGCUUUACCACAAUUUCUCCAUUUCCAAAGACAACUGCCUUUCCAUUGUUUCUGAGAUCCAACCAGAGAUGCUGGUGGAAUUGGCCCCUCCAUACUUCCUAAGCAACUUGCCCCCGAGUGAGAGCAGAGACCUCCUGAACCAGCUAAGGGAAGAAAUGGCAGAUUCUUCAAUGGGGAGUGACUCUUCCUCCACCCAAGAGCUUGGACAUGCCUGUGUCCUGCAGUGACCUGCCUACGGAGUGAAGCCGAGCUCAUCUCAUCGCAUUAGGUCCUCCCUCAGGCUAGCACCUAGGCAGCCAGCCAGAUUUAAAGGCCCAAGGUUGAGGGUCAAAUGUAAAUACUGGAACCUGUGUCCCGAGAAAUGGUGGGCUGGGGAGAUCCCACUGUGGCGCAGUGGGAUCAGCAGCACCUCUGGAGCACUGGGAUACAGCAGGUUCAAUCCCCGGCCCAGCACAGUGGAUUAAGGAUCCAGCAUUGCCACGGCU